This is a messenger RNA of Ziziphus jujuba (common jujube), 1680 nucleotides long. Its product is annotated as F-box/LRR-repeat protein At3g26922. Gene Ontology annotation, molecular function: protein binding. The transcript is spliced from 4 exons. The record is from RefSeq and is a predicted model, not a curated record. The coding region runs from base 115 to 1542 and encodes 475 amino acids. Lineage: Eukaryota; Viridiplantae; Streptophyta; Magnoliopsida; Rosales; Rhamnaceae.
CGUUAUACAUAUACAUGUAUAUAUAUAUAUCAGAAAACCGUAAGAAAAGUGGUUAGUUCAGUUCGGUCGUCAGAUCAAAAAAUAAAAAUAGUUCAGUUCGGUCGGGGGAAGGUAAUGAUGGAGAAUCCGCUUCAACGUUGUAGGUCUCAGAACAAGAAAAAGAAGAGAGAUGGGUACAACCCAGGUUGUGAUGAGUAUAAUAGGGAUAGAAUCAGUGAAUUGCCAGAAGAGAUUCUGGGGAGGAUAGUUUGUGGGUUGCCGCUGAAAGAGGCGGCGGCUACAAGUAUCCUUUCCAAGCGAUGGCGCUGGAUCUGGACCCUAAACAAAAAUCUGGACUUCGAUGCCCACCAAACUCUCAACCGCAUAUUAGACUCAAAGAACUAUGCUAAACUACUCAAGCAUGAGAGGCGAAAGUACAUCGACAAAGUAAACAGUGUAAUUACUCAGCGUAGCAAAACAAACAACAUGGUCGUCGGCAUCGAUCGGUUUCGGAUCGAUUUUGAUCUGAGUCGUAAGCAUUCAUCUUCCAUUGAUAGUUGGAUUGAUUUUGCCAUGAAAAACAGAGUUCAUAUUCUCGAAUUGGAAUUGUUUGAACUUGGUGGAAUUAGAGUGAUUUACGACUGCUAUAUUCUUCGCAAAGAGCAAUUUGAUCCCAUUGCGCUUAACUCCCUCAAAGUGCUUAAUUUAGCAUGCGUUGACAUCAGUGGAAAGGUUGUGGAGUGGUUGUUGUCUAAUUGUCCUCUUCUUGAACGAUUAAAAAUUGUUGCUUCUACCAAAUUGAUCAAAUUGAGAAUUUUGGGAGGGCCUUUGAAGCAUUUAGAGAUUAGCCGGUGUAUCGAUUUGAAAACCCUUAAAAUCCAUGAUGCUCAAAACCUUGUUUCAUUAUAUUCUCUGUCCAAUUCUAGUUAUAAAUUCCGUUUGAGGAAUGUACCUAAGCUUGUUCACCUAUUCAUCAAUGCCAAUUUCGGUUUGGAGGGCCAACAACUUGGCAGUACCUUCACCUUACUUUCAUCUUGUCUCUCUCAGCUGCAGAUUCUUCACCUAAAUCUUAGUAUUCAGACACAUUUGAGGAAUCUCGAAUACCCUAUGUUAAUAAAUCUCAAGCAGCUGAAGUUGACAGUUAAUCCGAAGGAAAAUCUCAAUCUCUUGCGUUCUAGAAUUACUUAUUUUCUGAAGGUGUCUCCUUGUUUGCAGAGACUUGAGUUAAUGAUGCUGUUCCUUGAUUAUUUUCUGGAUGAAAUGUGUGAAUUUAUAAUCGAACCAGCAAAUUGGCCUCUCGAGGAAGUAGAAAUAUUAGGCUAUUCGGGUACUCCAAAUGAAGAUCAACUUAUCAUCUACUUUGCAGAGAAUUUGGUAGCACUGCAGAAAAUCAUUGUCCAUCCCUCUGCAUUUCGAAACUACAACCCACCUUUCAAACGGAUCAAGAAUAGUAAAACCAUAAGAAAGGAAGAGAAGAUCAGAGAUCAUGCCGUGCAGCAUAUUAAAGGAAAGAUUCCUACUGCUGUAGAAUUAGAAUUUGUUUUGCCUCUGAUAUAUUCUUAAUUCAUCCAGAGAUUUUACUGGUCAUUAGAAAUUAAUAAUUUAAUAAUAACAUGUUUAUGGAGAAUAAUAUGGGAUAAAAAACAUUGCGUAUAUAUGAAAUAAUUGCUUAUAUAUGUGGCUAUUUCAUAUCUUUAGCUA